AUGGACACUUCUGGGCACUUCCAUGACUCGGGGGUGGGGGACCUGGAUGAAGAGCCCAAGUGUCCCUGUCCAUCCUCCGGGGACGAGCCCCAGCCGGCGGCGGCCCCCCAGCAGCCCCCAGGGCCCCUGGUGCCGCCUCAGCCCGCACAGCUCCAGCCGCCGCCGCCGCCGCCGCAUCCCUUGUCUCUGCUCGCCCAACUCCAGAGCCAGCCUGUCCAGCCGGGCCUGCUGCACUCCUCUCCCACGACGCUCAGGGGCCUCCCUUCGGCCAACUCCACCGCCGUCCUCCACCCUUCCUCCAGGCAGGGCAGCCAGCUCAAUCUCAAUGACCACUUGCUUGGCCACUCUCCAAGCUCCACAGCCACAAGUGGGCCUGGUGGAGGCGGCCGGCACCGGCAGGCCAGCCCCCUGGUGCACCGGCGGGACAGCAACCCGUUCACGGAGAUCGCCAUGAGCUCCUGCAAGUACAGUGGUGGGGUCAUGAAGCCCCUCAGCCGGCUCAGUGCCUCCCGGAGGAACCUCAUCGAGGCCGAGCCCGAAGGCCAGCCCCUCCAGCUCUUCAGCCCCAGCAACCCCCCAGAGAUCAUCAUCUCCUCCCGGGAGGACAGCCAUGCCCACCAGACCCUGCUCCACCACCCCAACGCCACCCACAACCACCAGCAUGCUGGCACCACUCCCGGCAGCACCACCUUCCCCAAAGCCAACAAGCGGAAAAACCAGAACAUUGGCUAUAAGCUGGGACACAGGAGGGCCCUGUUUGAAAAGAGGAAGCGGCUCAGUGACUAUGCUCUGAUUUUUGGGAUGUUUGGAAUUGUUGUUAUGGUGAUAGAGACCGAGCUCUCUUGGGGUUUGUACUCAAAGGAUUCCAUGUUUUCGUUGGCCCUGAAAUGCCUUAUCAGUCUGUCUACCAUCAUCCUUUUGGGUUUGAUCAUCGCCUACCACACGCGGGAGGUCCAGCUCUUCGUGAUCGACAACGGCGCGGACGACUGGCGGAUCGCCAUGACCUACGAGCGCAUCCUGCACAUCAGCCUGGAGAUGCUGGUGUGCGCCAUCCACCCCAUCCCCGGCGAGUACAAGUUCUUCUGGACGGCCCGCCUGGCCUUCUCGUACACGCCGUCGCGGGCGGAGGCCGACGUGGACAUCAUCCUGUCCAUCCCCAUGUUCCUGCGCUUGUACUUGAUCGCGCGCGUCAUGCUGCUACACAGCAAGCUCUUCACCGACGCCUCGUCCCGCAGCAUCGGCGCGCUCAACAAGAUCAACUUCAACACCCGCUUCGUCAUGAAGACCCUCAUGACCAUCUGCCCGGGCACCGUGCUGCUGGUGUUCAGCAUCUCGCUGUGGAUCAUUGCCGCCUGGACCGUGCGCGUCUGCGAAAGGUACCAUGACCAGCAGGACGUCACCAGUAACUUCCUGGGCGCCAUGUGGCUCAUCUCCAUCACGUUCCUGUCCAUCGGUUACGGGGACAUGGUGCCCCACACAUACUGUGGGAAGGGCGUCUGUCUACUCACCGGUAUCAUGGGUGCGGGCUGCACUGCCCUCGUGGUGGCCGUGGUGGCCCGAAAGCUGGAGCUCACCAAGGCAGAGAAGCAUGUCCACAACUUCAUGAUGGAUACGCAGCUCACCAAACGGAUCAAGAAUGCUGCCGCCAACGUCCUCCGGGAAACGUGGCUGAUCUACAAACACACGAAGCUGCUGAAGAAGAUCGACCACGCCAAAGUCAGGAAGCACCAGCGGAAGUUCCUCCAGGCCAUCCACCAACUGAGGAGCGUCAAGAUGGAGCAGAGGAAGCUGAGCGACCAAGCCAACACCCUGGUGGACCUUUCCAAGAUGCAGAACAUCAUGUACGACCUGAUCACAGAGCUCAACGAUCGGAGCGAAGACCUGGAGAAGCAGAUCAGCAGCCUGGAGUCCAAGCUGGAGCACCUGGCUGCAGGUUUCAGUUCCCUGCCCCUCCUCAUCGCCGACGCCCUGCACCAGCAGCAGCAGCUCCUGUCGGCCAUCGCCGAGGCCCGGGCCGGCCCCGCGGGCGCCACCCACACGCCCCCAGCCUCUGACAGCCCCCUCGGGGUCAGCUCCACCUCCUUCCCGACCCCGUACACAAGUUCAAGCAGUUGCUAG
Messenger RNA from Neomonachus schauinslandi (Hawaiian monk seal), 2118 nucleotides. RefSeq names its product potassium calcium-activated channel subfamily N member 3 (gene KCNN3). NCBI's taxonomy places the organism in Eukaryota, Metazoa, Chordata, Mammalia, Carnivora, Phocidae. Gene Ontology annotation, biological process: potassium ion transmembrane transport. The transcript is spliced from 8 exons. The record is from RefSeq and is a predicted model, not a curated record. Gene Ontology annotation, cellular component: neuron projection; plasma membrane; neuronal cell body. Bases 1 to 2118 code for a protein of 705 amino acids. Gene Ontology annotation, molecular function: calmodulin binding; small conductance calcium-activated potassium channel activity.